AUGCUCAGCAGCAGGGACAGGAACAGCCCUGCUCUGUGUGCGGCCAUGUCCCGACAGGACCCAAUACCCGGGCAGGAUUCAGUGAUUCAGUACCCUCCAGCCAGCACCGCUCCAAGCGCUCCCCACAACCCCAGCGCUGCGCGGUUUCCGUGUUGCCUUUGCCCAGCAGCACCCAGGUGGGUCCUUUUGUUUCCCCAGGUGUUGGCACCGAAGGGGGUUUCCACCCAACGCGGCACUCCCAGCGAUGGGCACGACGCCCGGCAGCCACCUGCCCCGCGGCCGGGCCGCGAGCGGAGGGGAACGUUGGGUGUGCGCGCAGCCGGCGGCCGCGGGAUGGAGCGGAGCGUGGUUUCCUCAUUCCCUAGGCUGGGGGCAAAGCCUGCGCUGGGCGGUUGUGUCGUGCGCGGGGUUGGUGCCGGAGGGGGUAGCGCGAUGCUGAGAGCACAGCUCCACCCGGGCCGAGCCGAGGAGCGGAACCGCUUCCCCGGGCCUGCGGGGCGGGGAAGGAGUGGGGGGCCGGGCGGAGAGAUCACGCCCAUUUCUCUGCCCUGGUCCCGCCCCGCGUUGUGUAACGCCCGCUCCGCCGCCGCCACGUGGGUUCGGGCCGGGGUUCGGGGGCUCUGUUUGGGGUCGAGGAUGCCGCGGAGCGGUGGGAAGGGGAGAAAGGAGCGGGAUGUGGGGAGGGAGGAGGAGGAUGCAGGGGCCGUGGGCUCGCUGGAGGCCGCGGUGCGGGAAGCCAGGCGCAGGGCAGCCCCGUCGGUGCGGGAUUUCCGCUACAACAAGCAGCGGGCCCGGCUCGUGUCCCGGGGCUCCGAGCUGAAGGAAGGUGCCGAGUGCAUCCUCUAUUGGAUGUGCCGGGACCAGCGGGUGCAAGAUAACUGGGCUUUCCUCUACGCCCAGCGCCUGGCCCUCAAGCAAGAGCUGCCUCUGCGCGUCUGUUUCUGCCUAGUGCCCAAGUUCCUGGAUGCCACCAUCCGCCACUACGGCUUCAUGCUGAGGGGGCUGCGGGAGGUGGCCGAGGAGUGUGCAGAGCUGGACAUCCCCUUCCACCUGCUGCUGGGCUGCCCCAAGGAUGUGCUGCCCAGCUUCGUGGUGGAGCACGGCGUGGGAGGGCUGGUGACAGACUUCUGUCCCCUCCGUGUCCCCCGGCAGUGGGUGCAGGAGGUCAAGGAGCGAUUGCCUGAAGAUGUGCCCUUUGCACAGGUGGAUGGCCACAACAUCGUGCCCUGCUGGGUCGCAUCCCCCAAGCAGGAGUACAGUGCCAGGACCAUCCGGGCCAAGAUCCACAGCCAGCUUCCAGAGUUCCUCACAGAGUUCCCUCCUGUUAUUCGGCACCCACAUCCACCGCCCAACCCCCCAGAGCCCAUUGCGUGGGAUGCCUGCUACUCCAGCCUGCAGGUGGACCGCACGGUGCCAGAGGUGGCAUGGGCGACCCCUGGCACUGCUGCUGGGCUGGCCAUGCUGCAGUCCUUCAUCACCAAGCGGCUCAAGUCCUUUGGCUCACAGCGGAAUGACCCAAACAAAGCAGCUCUCAGCAACCUUUCUCCAUGGUUCCACUUUGGCCAGGUGUCCACCCAGCGAGCCAUCCUGGAGGUGCAGAAGCACCGACGUGCCUACAAGGAGUCGGUGGAUGCUUUUGUGGAGGAGGCCGUGGUACGGCGGGAGCUGGCAGAGAACUUUUGCUACUACAACGAGAACUACGACAGCGUGCAAGGCGCCUAUGACUGGGCACAAACCACACUGAAGCUCCACGCCAAAGACAAGCGGCCUUUUCUCUACGAAUUGCCCCAACUGGAGCAGGCUGCCACGCAUGACCCGCUCUGGAACGCUGCUCAGCUACAAAUGGUGCAGGAGGGCAAGAUGCACGGCUUCCUGCGCAUGUACUGGGCCAAGAAGAUCCUGGAAUGGACCCGCAGCCCUGAGGAAGCCCUACAGUUUGCCAUCUACCUCAACGACCGCUAUGAGCUGGAUGGGAUGGACCCCAAUGGCUAUGUAGGCUGCCUUUGGUCCAUCUGUGGCAUCCACGACCAGGGCUGGAAGGAGCGGGAUGUCUUCGGGAAGAUCCGCUACAUGAACUAUGCUGGCUGCAAGCGCAAGUUUGACGUGGAUCAGUUUGAGAGCCGCUACCCCCGCUGCAAGUGACUGUGAUGCGGAGGGGUGAGGGACCCUGACUGGUUAGCACUGCUCCCUGCAUGGGUAGAUGUGCUUUUUUCGUGGUGCUGGCUUGCUCUGACACAGAUUUGCUAUGGGUGGUGGUGGAGGGCUGGCUGCAACAGCAGCAAUCCUCAGGGCUUUGUUGUAAAGCUUAUGGUUUGUAGCUUCUAUGUUGGCAGCUGCACGGUGAGGGAUGCAGCUGCCUUGUCCCUGCUCACACUGAAGCUGAGCUCCCUGCCAGAAGGAAAAAAAGAAAAGUUCAGGACACAACCCCACCUCAUAUUAACUUAGUUUAUUAGGGACGGCAUUUUCAUUGCUACACUGUGCAGCAGUCCCAUUGGGAGGGCUCCAGUGAAAUGCUGGGGCAGCUUGUGGUUCUCCCUUAGAAACAUUUGGGGCCUUGGCAAGCUCCAGCAUCACGUCAGGAUGUUAGUGUUGGACAUCACCUUGCUCCAGAGCCCUCAGCCAGGUUUCAAGUCCCCAUUGUUUUCAGAUGGAGGGAAGAAAACACAAAUAAACCAAAAUCCAUUUGCUUUUCUCUAAAUACACUCAGUGCUUCUAGAACGGGAUGUGGGCAACCUCGCAGCCAGUGCCCCACGACAUUAAAGUGCUUCAAACAAAAUGGUGUGGAUGAAGUUGUGCUGCUCGGAGCCAGAUCUCAGGAGGAGGGAGGCCAGCUCGUCCUGCUGAGCUGGAUGGCAGCGUGCGGACCAGAGGCAAGAACAGUGGCAAUGCUUUCUGCUGGCAAGGUAGACCAAGUUGUGGUAGCUCCAGAGCUUCCAGCUGCAGGGCAGGUAGGAGAGCAGCUGCUCUCCUGGGGAAAAUGAGGAUAGAUGGGAGGAGGCAAGAACUCAGGAACAGAUGGGGAAUGGAACUGCUGCAGGCUGGGACCCCUAGAGCUGGUUGUAGCAGGAUGCUGCAGCACAGGGAGGAGAUGCUGUCCUAUCAGCAAGGCUUGGAGUCACCCUGCGGCCACCUCUCCCAGUCCCAUCCUUGCCCUUCCAACUCUUCCAUUACCCCAUACUUUGACACAUCUUGAAAGCCUUCUCACAGCAUAUUGCCCCCUGCCCUUCACCACCCUUGCACAUACACAGGUCCCCCCAUCUUUCCUAAUAUCCACCCUAAUGCUGGGUGUGUGCGUCCCUCCUGUGAUGACUUGAUGCCACGGGAUAAAGCAUCCCUGGCUACAGCAUUUCCAGGGCCAGGCCUCUCUCAGGUGCACUCUUUCUGAGAGCAGCCUGCUCUGUUCCCUAGAGGGACUGGGUGACCCCUCUCCCAAGGGCAGCAGAGCUGAUGGGAAAGGGAACCCCUGGCACUCCCCAGCCCCUGUCAGGGGGUGAUGGAACCAGGAGCAGGAAAGCUCUGGAGUUUUUAAACUGGUAAGUCCCAAACAAAUUGUAUGCUCCCUAAAAUGAGCAUCUCCUCGGGCUGGGGAGCAAAGAGUUAAAAAUACAUACAACCACAUCUAAAAAACAAAAAUAAAACCAAAUCCAGCCAAUUAAAAAAAAAAAAAAAAAAAAAAAA
Messenger RNA from Tympanuchus pallidicinctus (lesser prairie-chicken), 3678 nucleotides. Its product is annotated as deoxyribodipyrimidine photo-lyase-like. Bases 1 to 2142 code for a protein of 713 amino acids. Lineage: Eukaryota; Metazoa; Chordata; Aves; Galliformes; Phasianidae. The record is from RefSeq and is a predicted model, not a curated record. The transcript is spliced from 9 exons. Gene Ontology annotation, molecular function: deoxyribodipyrimidine photo-lyase activity. Gene Ontology annotation, biological process: photoreactive repair.